Molecule: messenger RNA, 1707 nt
Organism: Manacus vitellinus (golden-collared manakin)
Lineage: Eukaryota; Metazoa; Chordata; Aves; Passeriformes; Pipridae
Gene: SP1
Product: Sp1 transcription factor
Exons: 5
Coding region: 1-1707 (568 amino acids)
Biological process (GO): regulation of transcription by RNA polymerase II
Molecular function (GO): DNA-binding transcription factor activity, RNA polymerase II-specific; RNA polymerase II cis-regulatory region sequence-specific DNA binding
Source: RefSeq, a predicted model, not a curated record
AUGUGCAGGGUCAGGCUGGUGAUCCCCCAGUUCCAGACCAUAGACGGGCAGCAGCUGCAGUUUGCCACCACCCCUGCCCAGGUGAACGUGCAGCAGGAUGCCUCCGGGCAGCUCCAGAUCAUCCCCGGCUCCAACCAGCAGAUCAUCACGAGCCGCGCGGGGAGCAGCAACCUCAUCGCCAUGCCCAACCUGCUGCAGCAGGCAGUGCCCAUCCAGGGCGUGGGCCUGGCCAACAACAGCCUCUCUGGGCAGACCCAGUACGUGGCCAACGUGCCCGUGGCCCUGAACGGCAACAUCACCUUGCUGCCGGUCAACAGCGUGGCCGCCAGCCUGGCGCCCACGUCCCAGACGGGCACCCUGAGCAGCUCGGGCUCCCCGGACAGCAGCUCCCAGCCGGCCACCUCGGGUGCCACCAGCAGCUCUGCCAGCACGGCCUCGUCCCAGGCCAGCUCGGGCGCCUUCUUCACCAACGCCAACAGCUACUCCACCACCACCACCACCAGUAACGUGGGGGUCAUGAAUUUCUCCACCAGCGCCACGGUGGGAACCAAUUCGCAGGCACAGACGCCCCAGAGGGCCAGCAGUGUCCCGAGCUCGGACUCCCUGCAGAGCCCCGUGUCCGGGGUGGCUCUGCAGCCAGGGCAGCAGAAGGAGGGGGAUCAGAGCCAGCAGUCACAGCAGCAGCAGCAGCAGAUCCUGAUCCAGCCCCAGCUGGUCCAAGGAGGGCAGACAAUCCAGGCCCUCCAGACCGCCCCGCUCUCCGGCCAGACCUUUGCCACUCAAGCCAUCUCCCAGGACGCCCUGCAGAACCUGCAGCUCCAAGCUGUCCCCAACUCCGGCCCCAUCAUCAUCCGCACGCCCACGGUGGGUCCCAACGGGCAGGUGAGCUGGCAGACCAUCCAGCUCCAGAACCUGCAGGUGCAGAACCCCCAGGCCCAGACAAUCACCUUGGCCCCCAUGCAGGGAGUGUCGCUGGGGCAGACGGGCAGCACCAGCACCACGCUGACCCCCAUCGCCUCCCUCCCCAGCGGCACCGUCACCGUCAACGCUGCCCAGCUCUCCUCCGUGCCGGGCCUCCAGACUAUUAACCUCAGUGCCUUGGGAGCAUCCGGGAUCCAGGUGCACCAGCUGCAGGGGCUGCCCCUGGCCAUCGCCAACGCCCCUGGUGACCACGGAGCUCAGCUGGGUCUGCACGGUGCCAGCGGGGACGGGCUGGGGGACGAGAGCGCGGCGGUGGAGGAGGGAGAGACCAGCCCCGACCCCCAGCCCCAGCAGGGACGGAAACCACGGAGGGAAGCCUGUACCUGUCCCUACUGCAAAGAAGGAGAGGGCAGGAGCUCUGGGGAUCCAGGUAAAAAGAAGCAGCACAUCUGCCACAUCCCGGGCUGCGGGAAGGUGUACGGGAAGACCUCUCACCUGCGGGCUCACCUGCGGUGGCACACGGGCGAGAGGCCCUUCAUCUGCACGUGGGUGCUGUGCGGGAAGCGCUUCACCCGCUCCGACGAGCUGCAGCGGCACAAGCGCACGCACACAGGAAGCCCCUGUAAGAGGCAGGGGCUGAACAAGACCCUUGUGGCCCCAGGAGCUGCUGGAUCCUGGUGGGAUCAGGCCAGUUCAGCCCUGGAAACAGGCAGGAGGAGCAGCCAAAGCACCAUGGAUCAGCUCUUUGGGGAGGUGCACGGCCCGAAACUUCCGGGGGAGAUUUGA